Molecule: messenger RNA, 5499 nt
Organism: Diorhabda sublineata
Lineage: Eukaryota; Metazoa; Arthropoda; Insecta; Coleoptera; Chrysomelidae
Gene: Ltn1
Product: E3 ubiquitin-protein ligase listerin
Exons: 22
Coding region: 346-5403 (1685 amino acids)
Biological process (GO): rescue of stalled cytosolic ribosome; ribosome-associated ubiquitin-dependent protein catabolic process
Cellular component (GO): cytosol; RQC complex
Molecular function (GO): ribosomal large subunit binding; ubiquitin protein ligase activity
Source: RefSeq, a predicted model, not a curated record
AAUUUGAUUUAAACUAGAAACGUAGGAUGGUAGCACAUGUUCGAAUAGACACUGUCAACCAACUUUUAUAAAAUCAAACGUCACAAAAUGAAUUAAUACUGGUUUAAUUAGCUUCUAGAGUUUUAAAUUAUUUUAGACGUUUAAGCUCAAACCAAUAUUAAAUAAUAGCACUGCUUUCUAAGGGUUGAGCAAUUCUUUUAUACUAACGAAAGAGGGAUUAUUUUAAUUAAGGCUUAAGAGAGAAGAUGACAGUACCUGUCACAAACAGUUUCUUAUGUUUGAGGUUAUUUUUUCCACAAUAAUUUUUUCUUUUAUUAUUAUUGGCGUUUGUAAAAAAUAAGAAUUAUGGGAGGGAAACAUAAAAUAGCGAAUAGAACCAAGAAUAACGCUAGACCUUCUAAUAGCGGAAGAAGCGCAGAACUUUUAGGAACGUUGCCUCAAUUUGCAGGCUUUUCAGCAGUUAAAGACAAUAAUUUCGGAUUUCCUUUAACCAAUACUGACGAAUUAGAGGCAUGCUUAGACCCGAAUGUCCAGGUUAUAUUAAAAAAAAUUACCAAAAAAGAUUGUACUACUAAACUUAAGGGUUUACAAGAAUUAGCUGCAUUUAUCAUAGAAUCAGAUCAGGAAACUGUUAAAUCUAUUCUUCCAAUAUGGCCCAGAUUUUAUAACAUUCUUGCUACAGAUAUUGACAAUCGUGUUAGAGAAGCAACUCACAAUGUACACCAUCAAAUUGUACUCAAAGUGAAACGUAACAUUGCCCCAUACUUAAAGCAGCUUAUGGCGCCUUGGUUUACUUCGCAAUAUGAUACUUACCCUCCAGCAGCAAGUACUGCUCAGCAAGCAUUCAAGGAUGCUUUUCCACCAAACAAAAUACAAGAAGCGAUUAUUUUUUGUCAAGAGGAAAUCUUAAAUUAUCUCGGCGAUAAUUUAUUAGUUCAAACUGCUCAGACUUUAAGUAACCUGAAACAUGUUUCAACAGAAGAAGCAGAGGCUAAAUAUGAAAGAGUGUUGAUCUCCUGUUUACAAGGUUAUUACUUGUAUUUGGAACAAGUAUCCACGGAUCAAAUAAUCGAUGCAUCUGAGUUGAACGAUCGUAUUAUAUCUAAUUCUAAAUUUUGGAAAUUCUCCAAAAGCAAGGUGGCGCACAUAAAGGCGUCAUUUUUUAAAAUAAUAUCCAUUUUAUUUCAAAAGGCACCUAUACUUCUUGAUAACAAAGGCUCCCAUGUUACUGGUAGUGUUAUUGGUAACCUUGAGGAACAAGAUCCUAUAGUAUUGCCUGUCAUUUGGGAAGUACUACUUCUAACCAUCUCCAAUGUGAAAAAUUGGUGGAAUUUUAUAAGUAUCGAGAAACUAUUUUUGCCUAAAUUGUGGAAAAUUUUAAAGCAAGGUGGACAAGGAAAUGCUUCUCUAAUUUGUCCCAGCUUACUUCCUUUAAUAUCACAUCUAUAUCCAAUUAGUGAUAAGGAUAAUCAAUUUUAUAAUCAAUUUUUCGAAAAUUUAUGGUUAGGAUUUAAACAAAAAUCAACAAUAUCGAGUCGUUCUGAAUCGGUUGCUGUAGCUACCGCAUAUAUAGAAUGUUUUCAGUACAUAAUUCUAAAAAGACAAUCUGAUUUAUCUUUUUGUAAGACCUUGAUUAGAACCCAACUAAUAUGUUCAAUCGAAUGGUGUAUAAUUGAGGAUCAAACUAAUUACAAGACUUUUUUCAAUCAAAUAUCUUCUUUAGCACAGCAUUGGACUCGUAAUUCGAACUCUGUGGAUUUAGAGGCUUGCCUAGAGUUCUUUUUAGAAUGCGUCCAAGAUGUUUUUAGAGCCACCUUGUUCAAUUUUAAAGAAUAUCCUUGUCAUAAUGUUGGAAAAGUUGCCGAAAAGCAAUUGGAUUUGUUACAAUCGUUAAAAUGUAUACAUAGACCUAAGAAACAAUUAAAGGUUAAGUUUAGCUGUGAAGCAGAUGGAGAUGUAGAUACAAAACAUGAACAUGCUGUAAUUGCAUCCGAAGAUAAAAAAUACAACGAUCGUUUGAACAAUUUGGUUUUUAAAAUUUGCGACGAUUACUUUGAGUACAUAUCAGAAAAGAAAUCUCAAGACCUCAUCGAACACCUUUAUUCUCUAGUGAUAGAUUUUGAUAAGAAGAGCUUUUUCUGGCAGUUGAAUGAAAAGAUGAAACAAAAAAAUGCAGAUUCAAAACUCAUAGAUAUUCAUACGAACGUUCUACAAGAAUGGCUUAUACAACCGGAAUGGUGUUCCAAGCAUGUUGUUAGUUUGAUAUUUUUGUUGUACGAAUUUGUCGAAAAAGAUGACAAAAAAAUUAUUUUGAAUACUGUUCUAAAGGUAACUUCUCAGCAAUGUCUGUGCUGGUGUAUUACGGAAGCACUGGCUCACCCUCACAAUAAAGAUCCUUUCAUAAAAGAAUGGCUCAAAUCAGACAGAAUUAGUAAAUGUAUCAUAUCCAUAACAGAUAAAAUAAUCGAGGAUGAUUGUUCACCCGAACUGUCAACAUUGUUUAAACUUGCUCUUACAGAAAAUGCCCAGGGAGAGCUUUACAUCGACAAUUCCACAAUAUCUGAUAUAGUUUUGAAAUUAAUAUCGGUAUUAGAAGAGUACCCUAACUAUUUAGUUACUGCAGAUACUUGUACCAGUUUGGCUGCGUACAUUUCCGCAAUCAUUUAUACGGAAAAUCUGCUUCUAACUUACGGAGACGAAUUAUUGUUAGCACUCUUCAAACUCUCAUGUAAAUCAGACAUCGAUCACGAAAUUAUUUCUCAAGAAACUAUGUACGAAGUAACGACCGCUUGGCAGGACUCUGUUACAUUAUUAACAAAAAAUAUGGACAAAGAAAAAAAUCUAGGCUUGAUUUACAAAUUAGCAAAUAUUAUUAAAGAUGAAUUUAUGAAAAGUGAUCUAGAUGAGGACAAGAUUAAUUAUACGAUUCAAGUUUAUGUUAAUAUUCUCAGAGCUAUACAUAGAAGUUUACCGUUGCAUUUAACAGAAUUUUUAGAUAUACUCGUGGAAAAGACAUUCGUAAAUUGUUUAGAAGGGAUAUACGCACAAAAUCUGUGUAUUCUAGCUGAAUAUAUUUCCGGCAAUUUGAGUAGUCCUUACAAAGAGAUUAAUCCAAAUACAAGUAGCAUAGAAAAAAAUGGAAUGGCUCGAUAUUUUGCUUGGAUUUACUUGAAAAUAGGAAUAUUAGCUUCCGAUUUAAAAGAUGUUAACGAAGACGACGAUGAUUUAGAUGAAGAACUUAGAGAUGAUGAAAAAUCGACGAUUAUUUUAAACGUUAUUGAUCAGCCUCAUGAUCAUAUCUCUCAGUUAUUACAUGAUUUAACUGUGGAACAAACUUAUUUGGAAACUUUUAAAAACACUUUUUAUUUCGACAAAAUCUUCCAUUACCAUCUAUUAACUGAAAUUAAAUUGAAAUCAACUUUGGAAAAUGCGGAUGAUUUACUGAAAAGUAACCUCAGAAGUGCUCUAAAAACAAAAUCGUUGAAAUGUGGAUGGCAUUGGGCCAAAGCAGUUUACAUUCUUUACUCCGAAAUGUUACCGACAGAUCCAGUUUCCGUUUACAAAGAAUUUGUACAGGACGUUACUGAAACGAACGGAACGUACAUUCAGCAUUUAACGAAACUUUUCAGUAAACAUUUAACAUAUGAUGACAUCGAAAAUAAAUUCGAUGCUAUUGGAAAUAUCAUCACCUUACGUAGUUUAUUACAUUGUCGAGACAUCGACGUUCAAAUAGCUGAGGUUUUUAUGCAGAUGGAAAAGAUCCGAAGCAAAAAUGUACCACAAUUUUUGUAUAACUAUAACAAUAUCAAUUGGCAAGAAUGUCAGGAAAUUAUCGAAAUAAUUAGAUUGUGUGCUGGCAUGAUGAAAACACAGUUUGAAAGUUUGGGUCAGCGUCACUGGGACUUUGCCAUUUUAUCUUUAGUUUCAUGGGCUUCCAAUUGCUUUAAAUUCAGAGCUUCCUAUGAAACGCAUCAGUAUCAAGCAAUGCUGUCUGCGGUUAUAGAUUUGUAUGUUAAUACCGAUAAUAGAAUCAAAUUAUUGAAGGAAAAAGGGAUAAGGAGUAAUUACAUUGAUGAAUGGAAUGAUGUGUUGAUGGAAAAUAUCCAUUGUGACUUAUUACAGACGUGGUUGUAUCUAUCGGAUCAACUCAGAGUUAAAGAAGACGUAGUAAAAUAUUUACCUUUCAUUCAAGAGGUCUCCAAACUGUUACCGAACAUAAAAUGUGAUAAAAUAUUUAAUUUAAGCGGUUCCACUUUGCCAAAAUGGACUAAAUUCUUAAAACAGAGCUGUACGUUAUUAAUAACUAGACAACCAAACUUGCAACUGUGGGGUUAUAAGAUGUUACAAAAUUUGGUACCUGGUUUGAUCAAACUAGACACAGAAGCUGUCAAUACCAAUAGGCCACAUCAGAAUGGAUUAAUAUUCGAACAAUUUAAAGAAAAAUUGAACGAAACUCACGAAAUAGUAAAACAUAUGUUUAUGAAAUUUAAGUUAGGUGAAGAUAGUUGUAAAGUCGAAUCAAUGACAGAUUCUUACACUUAUACUCUCGCAUACUUAUUACUAUGGGAUAUUUUAUUGACGUUAUGCCAUAACGCUAAUACUGAACUUCGUUUUCAAUAUGCUGACUGGCUCAGAAACGAAAACUUGUUGAAACUCUUUUUGGACAAUCUUUUUAAACUGAUGCCUGCAGAAGUUUUACAUUAUAGUGAAGGAAAAUCGAAAUGCCUCAAGGACUAUUUUCUCCAGAAACCCGAAGAUAUCGAAAAAGAUAUUUGCGAUAGUGUGAAAAUAGAAAAACUCGUGUGUUGGUUGUAUUCUGCUACUUUGGCUCAGUUACCAGCUGUUGUUCGCCAAUGGUGGACCAGUUUAGAUAGUAAAUUAGCACAGGUUGUAGAAAAAGUUACCCAAAUGUACGUAUCGCCUAGAUUGAUUACAAGGGAACUUAACGACGUCAUGUCGUAUCAACAUAAAUGCAAAAAUAUGGUGGUCAAAGUAUUUCCAAGUUCGAGGGAAAUUGCAGCUGUCUAUACAAUAGACGAGGCCGAAGUAGAAUUACUCAUAGUUUUACCACCAAAUUAUCCAUUAGGUGCCUUAUACGUUGAAUUGAGGAAUCAAUUUGGAGGUACUAGCCACAAACAAUGGAUGCUCCAGUUUAAAAAAUGUGUCAUACAUCAAAAUGGAAGAAUUUGGGAUGGCCUCUCACUAUGGAAUAGUAAUUUGGAUAAAAAAUUCGAUGGCGUCGAAGAAUGUUAUAUAUGCUUCGCAGUUUUGCAUCCAGGAACUUAUCAAUUACCAAAAUUGUCAUGUCAGACUUGUCGUAAGAAAUUUCAUUCCGCCUGUCUGUACAAAUGGUUUCGAACAAGUUACAAGAGCUCAUGCCCCAUAUGCAGAAAUUUAUUCUAAAAAUUAUUUUAUUGUUCUGCUGUAAAUAGACGAUAUGUUCCAGAUGGAUAUUUAUUUUUCUUGGUUCUUGUACAUGAAUAAACGAUAUAUUUUGUU